CAAUAUAAAGGCGCACUUUCUUUUGGUAGCCCUAGCCCACCCCAUCAGUUUCCAGAGAGGGCGAUUCCUACGACUCAGAUCUCCUCCGUCUCUUUGCCCACGCAACCAUGACUUUCAAGCGCAGGAACGGUGGACGCAACAAGCACGGCCGUGGACACGUCAAGUUCAUCCGCUGCUCCAACUGCGGUAAAUGCUGCCCCAAGGACAAGGCCAUCAAGAGGUUCCUUGUGAGGAACAUUGUUGAACAGGCUGCUGUUAGGGAUGUUCAAGAAGCUUGCGUCUAUGAUCAGUAUGUGCUUCCAAAGCUGUACGCGAAGAUGCUGUACUGUGUUUCCUGUGCAAUUCACUCGCACGUUGUGAGGGUUCGUUCUCGCACUGAUAGGAGGAACCGUGCGCCACCACAGCGCUUCAUCAGGCGUAGGGAUGAUCAGCCAAGGCCUGGCCAGCCUGGUCAACCACCUCGUCCUGCUGGGACUGCGAAUCCUGUUCGUGCAUAAGAUGCAAAUCUAUUUCCUCCAAUUGCCAUACUAUUCGUUAAUGGUGUUUGAGUUUCUUGAACUUCUCAGUUGUGUAGGAAUUCUCUAUGGUUUACAAUACUGUUAUCUUUAUGGAUAAUUUGAUUUGAUAAGAACCUGAAAAUCCAGAAAUUUUGUUUUCAAAAUA
Molecule: messenger RNA, 663 nt
Organism: Corylus avellana
Lineage: Eukaryota; Viridiplantae; Streptophyta; Magnoliopsida; Fagales; Betulaceae
Product: Ribosomal protein S26e family protein
Biological process (GO): translation
Cellular component (GO): cytosolic small ribosomal subunit; ribosome
Molecular function (GO): structural constituent of ribosome; mRNA binding
Source: RefSeq, a predicted model, not a curated record